AUGCAAGACCGCUUAGUCGACUCCACGCUAAUAGAUUUCGUCAAUGACAUGAACCUGAUGGAGUUUCCGCAGAAGUGCGCUCUGGGACCUAAGCAGCAGGUGGAUGAUGACGCAUCCAGCCCGGACUCGCCCUGGAGCGACCUGGAAAACGAAGACGUGCGCACCGAGGAUAUCUGCUCCGUGAUGGGCGCACCGAUGUACUACAGCCGCGGGACGCACGGCCAUCACAGCAGGUCGAAACGGAGGAGGAUCAUCAACGUGGUCCAGCGGCAGGCGGCCAAUGUGCGGGAGAGGAAGCGGAUGUUUAGCCUGAACGAGGCAUUUGAUGAACUGAGGAGGAAAGUUCCUACUUUCGCCUACGAGAAGAGACUGUCCCGUAUCGACACUCUCCGCCUGGCCAUCGUCUACAUCUCCUUCAUGACGGACCUGCUGGAGAACACCUGA
Anoplopoma fimbria (sablefish) is the source of this 444-nucleotide messenger RNA. It is a transcript of the gene ferd3l, whose product is annotated as fer3-like protein. The transcript has a single exon. The record is from RefSeq and is a predicted model, not a curated record. The coding region runs from base 1 to 444 and encodes 147 amino acids. Lineage: Eukaryota; Metazoa; Chordata; Actinopteri; Perciformes; Anoplopomatidae. Gene Ontology annotation, molecular function: RNA polymerase II transcription regulatory region sequence-specific DNA binding; protein dimerization activity; DNA-binding transcription factor activity, RNA polymerase II-specific. Gene Ontology annotation, biological process: regulation of transcription by RNA polymerase II; developmental process.